Molecule: messenger RNA, 1127 nt
Organism: Pogonomyrmex barbatus (red harvester ant)
Lineage: Eukaryota; Metazoa; Arthropoda; Insecta; Hymenoptera; Formicidae
Gene: rasp
Product: protein-cysteine N-palmitoyltransferase Rasp
Biological process (GO): protein palmitoylation
Cellular component (GO): endoplasmic reticulum
Molecular function (GO): palmitoyltransferase activity
Source: RefSeq, a predicted model, not a curated record
CGUGCUUUAGGUAUAAAAAAAAAUACUAGGAUGUGAGAAAUAAUGUGAACAAACCUACUCUCUUUACCAUUGUUUUCUUUCCGUGAUUAUAAUUUAAUUGCGUAAAGCGGCAAAUUUAAGUUAACAAUGAAAAAGAACUGUUCAGUAACCAUAAGUUAUUAUGAAAAUUAUUUUUAUUUCUUGAUGUGGUCGUGUGCUAUCACUUAUUCCGUAUAUCAGUUUUAUUUGACAAAUGAUUAUUUCAAUGACUAUUACGAUGCAUACGGUGAUUUUGAUUCAGGAUGGGCUUGGAUUGGAAAGAAAAGAGAUAUUUCUGAUCAAGAAUGGCUUGUAUGGCUUGCAUUAGUGAAUAGACUAAUACCCUAUGUUUUUAUACAUAAUUUUGUCAGUCAGAUUAUUAAAGUUAAUAGUAAUAAUAUGUUGGGAUAUUGCAUGGGACAAUUUUUUAAUAAAUAUGUAGUCAUUUAUGGAACAUGUAGUAGCUUAUGUUAUUUAGAUAAUGUAAAAGCACCAUCACAACCUAAAUGCAUAGCUAGAAUUCAUUUAUAUUCUGAUAUGUGGAAACAUUUUGAUAGAGGAUUAUACAAAUUUCUUGUAAGAUAUAUUUAUGUUCCUAUACAAAAAUCAAAUGGAUAUUUUGGAAAACUGUAUGCAUCAUUUUUAUGUUUCACAUUUGUUCUUAUAUGGCAUGGAAUACAAAUAAAUAUCUUAAUUUGGGCAAUGCUGAAUUUUAUUGGAAUAGUAAUUGAAGAUAUAGGAAUAACAAUUGGCAAAAACAAACAAUAUCAUAAAAUACAAGAUGUAUAUUUAUCUUCAAGAAAUAUUAAGAGAUUACAUUGCAUAUUAGCAAGCCCUCUUUUAGCAAUGUCAGCCAUAUCUAAUUUUUACUUUUUGGGUGGACAAGAAAUUGGAAAUAUCUUCAUUCAGAAUAUACUUUAUGGAUCCUGGAAAAGUCUAUCUAUUUUAUUUUUUGUUCUUUACUGCUGCUGCCAAGUUUCUACAGAUGUCAAAAAUUGGGAAUUACAUCGCAUCAGAAGAUAUGCAAUAAAAUUUGAAUUGUAUAUUAAGUGAAUAUGUUUACAUAUAUUAUUAGAAGUUUUAUAAAGAAGUUUUAUUGAUCUGCUCCA